This is a messenger RNA of Cyprinus carpio (common carp), 3730 nucleotides long. RefSeq lists its product as uncharacterized. The transcript has 14 exons. NCBI's taxonomy places the organism in Eukaryota, Metazoa, Chordata, Actinopteri, Cypriniformes, Cyprinidae. The coding region runs from base 2034 to 3029 and encodes 331 amino acids. The record is from RefSeq and is a predicted model, not a curated record.
CUUCUUUUUAAAAUAAUUUAUUUUUUUAUGAUAUUGUGAUUGCAUGAAUGAACAAGAGCAGCAUUUACUUAACUUCUUAGCCUAGUAGUUAUUCAUAUUGUAAUAUGAGGUUUGGUGAUCUAUUAUUUUUUUAUUUGUUCUUCUCUUUCUCUGCAGGUUCCUUAAUCCCUGUCCUUUUAAAAAAACAGCACCUCAUUACAUCGGAAAAAAAAGGCACUUUUAAGAGCCACAUUUGUUUUGUAUCUUGUUACUCUCUCUACUGUUGUAUUGUGUUCUCUCUCUCUCUUGCUGUCUUACUGUCUCUCCCUCCCCUCUGAGUGGGGUUUUUGUUUGUUUGUUUUGUCUUUUUUGUCCCUGUGUGUUUAUAGUGUGUUUAUAUUUUGUGCCAUGUCUGAUCCUGAGAUGGACCGUCUCCUUAAUGAGAUGAGUGACCUUGUCGAUCAGGCUGAACAUCAAGCUCACCUCCAACAGCUCAUUAGCAUGCACCAGGAAGCAGAACCAUCCACCAGUCAGCCUUCCACCAGUAAUCAAUCCACCAGCCGGCCAUCAAACAGCAAGCAAGAUGUUAGGUGGAUUAAGAGGGACAGUGAUGGAAACAUUAUUUACGGCAGGCCCAGAUCAUCCCGGAAACAAGCACAGGUCCCAGUCACAGCCAGAGUCGAAAGACUGGUGUCUAUCAUAUCAGGGCUCCUGAAACCAGUGCGGAAAUGACCAGUGACUUUCCUUCCAUUACUGCAGAGUCCUUCCUUCAAGAGCUUAAAAGCUCGCUGUUUGAGGACAUACAUGAGGAUGAAACAGCACUUCAAGCCUCAACAGACUGGUUGACCCGAAGGAGCCUCAUAUCAGGGUGGUGGGAGAAAGAGAGACCCCGACUGGUCAACACCAUGGUGCCUCGACAACAUGCGGCAACUCGGAUCUGCCAACAUUGUGGAAAUGGUUCAGCCGUAAUCCGUUGUUGUGACUGCCGACCACACCCAUUCCUCUGUGGCCAGUGUGAUGUCAGGGUCCACCGAGGUCAGUUGUUCCACAACAGGGAUUCGAUGACACAUGCAUUCUUUCAUCCAUUGCCUCCCACAACUUGUGUUGUGGAGAGGGUUCUAACCCAGUGUGGUAAGCUGUAGUUUUCUUAGACUUGACUGAAAAACUGAUAGGUCGAUGAAGCCGUCAAGUACAUCUUGUUUAAAAUAGUUGCCAGUAAAUAAAUGUUAUUCUUUAAUGCUUAUCCAUGUGUUUAUUUUUUUUUUUUUCAAGAGCGUCUUGUCCCUUUAGAGAUGCCAGAGACAAUAUGCGGUUGUCGACGAGUAUCGUCCAGUGUCAUCGCAGGACAGUCCAUAGUUGUGGUUACAAUGAAUGGGCGAUAUGAUCUCAGAUUGCCUCAGAUUAGAUGCAAAGCAUGUGAAGCCACUUGGAGUCCUGGAGUGGAUGACCUGAUCCGUAAUGACUACUGGCCUGCCACCUUCUCACUAUUCAACUGUGUAUGCAACAGAUGUCCUUUUUUUCUUUUGAAGAGCUGAAGAUGGCAGCACCAGGGAUGUCUAGCCAAGCAUUUCUUAGAAUGCUGGAUCAACGCACUGUUCGCUUUGGCCGUAGCGGAAACAUCACAGCAGACAGCUUCCGGAAAAGCUUCUUGGAGUGGGAAGCUGUCCAAUUCGAAGUGGACAAAUUAUGUCAGGAGGACCACUUUGACUGCCCAGCAUGCAGCCCAGACAUGCUUGAAGUAUCCGUUGAUGGAAACCAUCGGAGGAAAAAGCCAUCUUUGAUGGCGUGUUCAUCGCGAAUGAUGAUGAUGUCGCAAGAUUCGUGGACCAUGUCCAUACCUCAACCAGUCAUGUCUCUGAAAGAGGUGUCUGUGGAGGGCAAUGGUCAGCGGUGCAUGAAACGUCUCAGAAGUCCUCAGGAAAAACAGACUAGGAGGGCCUGGAACUCGCUGUAUGUCGUCAUGGGGUUCUCUUUCCUGCCCUCAAUAUGUUCAGGGGGGAGAUUUUUGCCUACCCCCUGUACCUCCAAAAGCAAAUUAAGUUAAUUUUUUUGCAAUGGAUGUGGCAUCUCAUGAUUUCAAAUGUGAGGUAAAAUGGAGUGGAGCAUAUCAGGAGGGGGUUGGUUCGACUCUUGGGGAAGAGGUGGAGCAGUGCAACGCCUUCCUCUUGAGGAUUGCUGUUACGACAAAGCACAUGUCAAAAGCAGGAUACAUAGACAUGCUGACGAUCAUGGCCAUGCGCUGGAACCAACAAAAGUUUGACAACUUGGCUUCUACCCUUGCCCGCCGAUAUCGGAAGGCCACAAUAGCCCUGCAAUGCCAGUUGCAUAACCUGGAGGCCAUGAAAACGGAAAUGGACGUCUCAGACAAUCAACUGGAGAGAUGGAUCAUUGAUAUCAAUGAGUGGGCAGAAGCAACAACAUCCCCAAAUGAUGCUGAUGUUGCCGCUGUUGCCAGCCGAAUUGAGGAGCUGGUGGCAAGUGUUAAGAGGAGGUCCCAGCGUCUUUACAAGGAUAGUGACGGAUGCAAAGGACGUGCCCGAAUCCGCCGAAAGAUCAGGGAGGAAAAAAAAAUCUUAAAUUCUGUAGUGGAAAAGUACAACACCUUGGUUCCUAAUGCAGAAAAACUGUCAUUGGACACCAUUCUAUCUGACGAGAUUGUUUGGCCAUGGCAGCUUACACACGGUGACUCUGUAGAUCUAAGGACAAAGAGGAAGGCGUUCGACAUUGUGAUGGCAGUAAGGAGACUUGAGGAGGAGAAGAGGAUUCUUAUUGCAGAGAUGAACAAGCAUUGGAAGUCUCUUUGCUCCCGUGCAGACACCCUGAAGCAGAUGUCAUCCAAGCUUUCUAAUGUGACAUCAGGUGAGACUUGGGGCCUGCUUCAAGAUGGUAUCCGAGGUCUACAAAGCUUGACGAUGAAGAACAAGCGAGCAAGCAACAGCCUGGCAAAGCAUGCAAAGAAAUAUUAUGUUCAAGUUCUGACUGAAACAGAAAUUAACUUUGAUAGUGAUUCUGAGGAAUACCAUACCAGUAGUGACUCUGAGCAAGAUUAAACAUGGCCAGAGUCCUUUUUAUGCUGUUGUGUGCUGGGGAGGCAGCAUUAAAGAGAGGGCCGCUGGGACAGGUUGUUAAGGAAAGCUGGCUCUGUGUUUGGCAUGGAGCUGGAGUUAAUUAUUUAACAAACUGAGGAUAAUUUGCAGUAGCAGUCUUCUGUCAUGCUCAACAUUGAGGAGGUCCUUUGUCCCCAGGGCAUACCAGCAACUCAAUGUCACAGAAAAGGUUAGGGGAGAAAUUGACUUUUCAGCAUGAGUCUCACCCUGCGCCAACCAUUACAUCGCUUUGUCUAUUGUCUAGUAUCCACUAUCCAUUUGACUGUCUUACAGGCUACAUUAGCCCCUCUACACAUUCUGAACUGUGGUUUCAACAUUUACCCCUGUUGGCUUGUAUAAUCUUUUUUCUUUUUUAUAUAUAUAUUUAAGUUUCUGUUUUUCUAUCUAUUUUAACUUCCUUGUAUUGUUUUUGUUAAGCAAUACUAUUAUGCUCAGACUCUUUUUUCCAUAGUCAUAUUAAACAUGCACAGCUUUGCACUGAUUAAAUCCCUGCACUGUUUACUUUUGCACUACCACCACUGCAAAUCACUCUAUAGCUGCCCAUCAUGUAUCACAGGGUCAGUCCCUACCAGGCCUUUGUAAUCACUUGACAUGCUCUUCACUUUUUACAUUUGUGAUUUUUGUUAUGUGUCUGAGUUGUGUGU